This is a messenger RNA of Vombatus ursinus (common wombat), 2488 nucleotides long. It is a transcript of the gene FAM180B, whose product is annotated as family with sequence similarity 180 member B. The record is from RefSeq and is a predicted model, not a curated record. Lineage: Eukaryota; Metazoa; Chordata; Mammalia; Diprotodontia; Vombatidae. Bases 98 to 757 code for a protein of 219 amino acids. The transcript has 3 exons.
CAGAAAAAGCAAAUUCCCUAAAUUCAGGGGUUGAGAAGUCCCCCUGGGAAGCAAUGGAGACUCCAGCCAGCCCCACCCUGCUCUACAUUGGAGACAGAUGGAAAGUGAGGAAGAACCGGUUCCAGUGGAAAGUUGGAGCUGUGGUGGAGACGGGAAAACUAGGAAGCUGGGGAAGUCAGGCAGCAUUGUACGUGGCAUGGCCCUGGAUCUGCAGCUCCGAAGCUGGCUUUGGGCAAUCCUGUGCCUCUCCCUUCCUGUGGGGGCUGCAUCUCGAUGGCACACAGGACAGCCUAUGGACAGUGCUGGUGUGGGCGGUGUUCCCCUGGAGCCAGAGCACCUGGACAUGAUGUUUGAGUUCCUGUGGACAGGGCUGAAGCUGGACACCAUGGGACAGUUCCACCUCCGGGAUGAGGAGCUGGCGUCGACGCGCCCUGGCCGACGCCUCACCCUCUUCCUCCGGCACUGGGUCCCCAGUACCUUGGCUGGGACUGAGCGGCAGCUGCGGCAGUGGCACCAGGCAGCUCCCCUGAGCCCCGCCAGCUUCCAGCAGCUGCUGCUCACCGGUGUGGCCUGUGUCUAUCGCCUCCACGCAGCUCUCGAGGGAGAGGAGAGGGCUCGCUGGGCUGAGCUCUUCUCCCUUUUGGGACAGGAAAUACUCCAGGACCUGUGCAAGGACCACUGUCCCCAGGGUCAGACCCCCUUGCUGAGUCCUUGGGCCUUCCCCAGUGAGCUAUCUCAACAGCACUCCAGCCCCUAGGCCCUGCCCUGGGCGGUGGGCAUCUCCUGCUUCUUUCCAGCUCCCUCCCCUCCACCUGGGGGAGCCCCCCUGCCAUUGGGGGCGUGGCUUUUCUCUCUCCUGCUCUUGCCCCUUUCUGAGACCCAUGGUCCCCAGGAAGCACAGGGGAAGUCACUUAGGUGCUCUGGUCCUGUUUCCUCACCUGUAAAAGGAGAGUUGACCUGGAUGAUAUCUAAUGUCCCUUUCACCUCUAAGUCCUUUGGCACAGGGUCACAACAUGGGCAAUAUAUAUGUAUGUAUACAUACACACAUAUGUAUUUAUAGAGGGGAUAUAAAUGAGAGUAGCAGCCCUAAGAACAAUUGCAGAGAUGGGACUAGGGGACAUGGCGAUCGGACCUGGGGACACAGAGGGACCAUCUGUCUUCCCUGGGCAGCACUGCACAGUGCAUGGCACAUAGUAGGCACUUUAAAAAUGUUUAUUGACUGACUGACAGAGAGUUGUGGAGUCAUCAAGAAUCCUCCAAGGGCCUCCUGACUGACCGGCAAGGCUGGGGAUAGAAAAAGAACUUUUCCCAACCCUAGACUUGACCGUGACUUUGAAAUCACAAUUUUCACCAUAAUCCCAACUCCCAAUCCCAUAGCUUCCUGAAAAAUCUUUCAACAAUAGGAUUAAGUAGAGGAGGUUUGGAGGAAGGAGCCAGGAAGCUCGCUGAAUGUCAGUGAGAUCUGAUGUGGGUAUGAUGAGGGGUACGGGGCCCUGUGCCACAGGAAGGGAAGCCUCAGCAGGGCAUGCUGCUCCCGCCGUCCUAAUGAGACCAUCCCACCUUCGUGGGAGAACUGAGGCAGGGACUAAGAUGCAAAGACAAGUUCUUCUUGUGAGUCAUUUGGUUAUUACAAAGUCCUGGGUCAAUUGCCAGAGGUCAGAAUGGGGCUCUCCUUUUUCCCCAUCCUUUGCUCAGGAAGUAGUAGGAACCAAGGUGUAGUGGUGGUAGGGAAGGAGGUAUCUAGACCAAUCCUCCUUUUGGGAAAUUUCAAGUUGGACAUAAGUGUUGUGAGGAGCAGAAUCUGGACUGCUGAGCCAUCCCAGCCUCCCACCCCCUUUCUGUCGUCCCAGGGUCCUGGUCUAAAGAGCAACCAUAACCUCUGCCAACCUUCCCCUAACAUACUCUGCAGAUCUGUUCCGUAAUAACGUUUUGCUGUGGGCAUGGGUGACGUCCCCUUUCCUCCUCUAUUCCUUGCACCAGUUUGUCCAUGUCAGAGCAAGUGGCUGUUCUCAGCAUCACCCUAUGUUGAAGCUCACAUUCUCCCACCUCCUAUAAACCAUCCUCUUCAAUGCCAUGAAAAGGAAUCAGAGAUUCGAAGGAGGGUUGGAUGGUGGGUAUUUUAGAAGAAAGUCUGACAUAGACAUUGGGUCAGUUAAAGGGAUCUAACAAAAUGGGCACGUGGAAGGAGGGUUGGGCCAAAGGCAGGAUGAGGUUAGCUAAGGAGGUUCACCAAGGAGUGUGUCUGGCUGAACACUGAGGAGUUGGGAUGAAGAGGGUCAGGUAGGGAACCCAGUUAGAGGGGAAUCAGGGGUGACAGGAGCAUCAGACUGGGAAGAGGUCAGACCCCAAGAAUCAUGGGGAAGUCAGACUAUCAGGCUUAGAUGACAAGGUCAGAUGCCUAAAUAGGACCUUAAAACAGAAGUCAAGGUGGAUGGGAAGUGAAGUUAGGGCACAGGGGCUGAGUCCCAACUAGCAUCUCUAUGCACUA